This is a messenger RNA of Aureobasidium musti, 1404 nucleotides long. Lineage: Eukaryota; Fungi; Ascomycota; Dothideomycetes; Dothideales; Saccotheciaceae. The record is from the annotation of a GenBank genome assembly.
AUGAAGAUCACGUUAGCUCUUGCUGCCGGCGCGGCUUCUGUCCUGGCCAGCCCAGCUACCGGUCGCAAUCAAUUCAGCGAAUCUUCGUAUUCUGCUGAAGAUGUCAUCAAGCGUGACUUCGCAAUCAUUGGAGGCGGAGCUGCAGGCACCUAUGCAGCCAUCAGCCUCGCUGACAAGAACAAGACUUUCACGCUUGUCGAAAUCACGAACAGACUUGGCGGUCACGCACGAACCUUCACCGACCCUGCUAGAGGUGUCAAUGUCGACUUUGGAGUGCAGCUAUAUCUUGAUACUCCUGUUGUUCGCGAUUUCUUCAAUCGCCUCGAUACACCACUUGCAAACUUCAAUCCAGCAUACUUCGGCAACCCAAACUACUUCGACUUUACCAAGCAAAUCCGCGUCAACAACUAUAGUCAGGGUACUUUGGGCACCGACUAUGUUGCUCAGCUUGAUCGUUACCCCUAUCUGGAAAACGGAAUUGAUCUGCCAAAUCCUGUGCCAGCAGAUCUUCUGCUGACGUGGCCCGAGUACAUUGAGAAGUACAACCUGGGGGAUUCUGCCGAAUCAAUCUUUGCAACGCCCGCAAACCCUGGUGACGUGCUGCAAGAUCUUGCUUUGUACAUGUUCAAUGAUUUGAAUCAUGUCAUGCUUCAGGAGGAUCAAGGCGCAGCCAUCUUGAAUGCAAACUACGACAACUCUGAGCUCUAUGUCAAGGCCUUGGCUGAAAUUCGAGACAACGUCUUGUUGAAGUCUUCUGUCACUGCGACUAAACGUGGUACAGAUGCGAAAUCUGGCGUCAAAGUCGUCGUGAACACACCGACAGGCAACAAGCUCAUCGUCGCUAAACAGCUCAUUCUUGCCAUGCCUCCUUUGCUGAACAACACCAAGCAGUUCGAUUUGGACGCCCAAGAACAGAAAAUUUUGGCUCAAAUCAAUGGCAAAUACUAUUAUGGUGGCGUUGUCAACAAUACCGGUCUGGAGAAUGGCAACGGCUACAUCAAUGUUGGCGCAAACACUCCUUACCACGUUGCAAGUCUGCCUGGCGUCGUUCAGUUCACGCCGUCUUCUGCUCCUGGCUACUUCUUCUAUUGGUACAACACUUUGCAGGCUCAGACCAAAUCUCAGGUCGAGAGUGCUACGCGCGAUACCAUCAAGUGGCUCCAAAACCAGAUCAAUGGCACUUCUGCCGUUGAGCCUGAGUUUGUUGACUUCGAGGACUUCUCCCCUUUCCAUCUGGAGGCUUCGAAGUCUGAUAUAGCCAACGGCUUCUACCGCAAGAUGAAUGGUUUGCAGGGUCACAGGAACACAUGGUACAUUGGGUCAUUGUUUGUCGUGGGGACCAGUCAAGUUUGGAACAACACGAAGAACAUGCUUCCCGAGAUCAUCGCCGCAGCUCAGCUUUGA